Messenger RNA from Tupaia belangeri chinensis (Chinese tree shrew), 423 nucleotides. Its product is annotated as transport and Golgi organization protein 1 homolog. Gene Ontology annotation, cellular component: endoplasmic reticulum exit site; endoplasmic reticulum membrane. Bases 17 to 304 code for a protein of 95 amino acids. The record is from RefSeq and is a predicted model, not a curated record. NCBI's taxonomy places the organism in Eukaryota, Metazoa, Chordata, Mammalia, Scandentia, Tupaiidae. The transcript has 6 exons. Gene Ontology annotation, biological process: protein secretion; vesicle cargo loading; endoplasmic reticulum to Golgi vesicle-mediated transport.
GAAAGAUCAUGAGCAGAUGGAAAAGAAAAUGGAAUUACUGAUGGCACAGGCAUACUUAAAGUUUGCUUCCAAAGAAGUACAGAAAUUAAAGGAAAGAAUUGCAGAGAUGCAAGAUGAAAUGCAGAGAAAAGAGACCUCUUUCCAAAAGCAGAUGGCCAUUUACAAGAAAAAGGCUCAGGAGAACUGGCUCAGGGCUCAUACUGGGGAGAGGGCAGAAGCCAAACAAAUCAGUGAGACCAACUUCUUGAAUAGAAGGUGGCCAAUAAUGCAAAGUCAGAGGAUGCCACAGGAACCCAGGCUGUAAAACUCAAUGUUGGGUGUAUCUGGCAUGGACAUCCCUCCAUGGGGAGCAGACACAGGAGCCUGUGCAGUGUGCAUGAAGAACAGCAGCUUGAUGCCUCCUGAGGACCAGUACAAGGGAAA